GCCACACACGGGGCAGGAAAUUCAUUCAAUUACAACAAUCCACUCGGUCGAAACAGAUAGCGGAUUUUGGUGGAAGGUUUUCCUUUUUCCUUCGGCGCUUGACCUGUCUGUCGUGACGUAAAACUUCAGCCACACACAACAAACUCCCAACUUCUUUGCUUAAAACAUCCACGGAAACAACCGAGAACGUUCCACGCGGCGGCCGGAGUUUGUGGUUUCCCGUUUUUCAUACACGCCGUUUUAAUGCAAACAGUGAAGAAUUGCGUGUGCGUUCGGGAAGGUGAACUGAACUAAAACAUAAAAUUAUAUUUUUUUUGACGUCAACCAACCAACGGUUUUAGUUUUUACUCAACUAGCAAAGUGCCAUAUCGAUAGACGAUAGCGUGGUCUCGUAGUUUUGUAGUCCUAAAUGAAAUACUAAGUGACUUUGUGAGAUCGUGUUUUAACAACGAAACAAUCGGGUUUCCUUGCGUGUCGUUGAACAACAAAGAGAAACCAUGUCGCCAGCGUUUUUGGCCGUAUUUGCGGUCAUUCUGUGCAUUCUGUUCCGGAUACUGAACGUCAGCAGUACACCCCAGAUUCCGGCAAUCGUCUGCAAGGAUGGCCAAUUUAUGGAGUGUUUCAACAAAAUCGCCCCGAUGCUCCGAGAACCAUACAUUCCGACGCGCCUGUGGGGCUUUAGUGGCCACAUCCAGACAAUAAUUCACAGCAUAGUCGGUCGUGUCAAGUGCCCAUGGCCACUGGGCGAACGGGUAUACCUGUCACUGAUGGACGGGUCGACGUUGACGUACGAUUUGUAUCAGCCACUAAUAACGACCGUUGAAGAUGACAUAACCGUGGCCAUCUGUCCCGGAAUCGGUAACUCGUCCGAAUCGGUCUACAUUCGCACCUUUGUACACUACGCCCAGUGCCAUGGAUAUCGGUGCGCGGUGCUGAAUCACAUCGGUGUCCUCGACAGCGUACAGGUUACGUCUACACGGAUCUUCACAUAUGGUCAUACAGAUGACUAUGCGGCUAUGAUAAAUAGUCUGCUGAAGAAGUACCCUACGACUAAUGUAGUCUCGGUGGGCUUUUCACUGGGAGGCAAUCUGAUUUCGAAGUAUCUUGGCGAAGCGAAGCGUCCCUCUAACAUCAUAGGCGGUGUGUCGAUCUGCCAGGGCUACAAUGCGGUGAAUGCGACACAGUGGUUGCUCAAGUGGCAAAACUUCCACCGUUUCUACCUGUACGUGUUAACUGAGAACGUUAAGAGCAUCAUCAUGAAGCACCGGCAUGUGCUGCUGUCGGAUGACAUUAAACAACGACAUCAGCUGAACGAGCGCGAUAUUGCAGCAGCAGCCACGCUCCCUGAAUUGGACGAAGCGUAUACUAGGCGUGUGCACCAGUUCCCUACGGUGAAGGAUAUGUACAGCUGGAGCUCAUCUAUAAACUAUCUUGCAAAUAUCAAACGUCCCAUGGUGUUUGUGAAUGCCCGCGAUGAUCCUUUAGUUCCCGAGAUGCUACUCGAACCAGUGAAACAAUUUGCUGCGAAUCACAACCAAUCACUGUACAUUGAGCUACAGAAUGGUGGCCAUCUUGGGUUCUACGAAGGAGGCUUAAUCUACCCGAACCCCGUUACCUGGCUCGAUCGUGCGCUGGUAUCACUGAUCGGUGGUAUCGUAAUGUCACACAACGAUCUCCUGGUUGCUAAGCAAACGGCACAAGCUUCGUCGAUGGCUAUUUAAAAUUCACUUUCACCAUUCCCUUCUUCGGUGCUCCCAUCGCCGCCAGCUCCGGAACUAAGCCAGCUAUUAAAUUAUGGCCGGAUGCGCUGGGGGCUACUGUUUGCCGCCCUGCCGUCGGUCGCAUCGAUGCGAAGUGUGGUCAUGGCACUCUUGAAGUUGCUCUUCACCCGAUUGUUUGCUAAACGUACCAUAGUCACUGUGGACUUGGCUGCCUCGACGCCAUCGCCGGUAAUGUAAAGAACCGAUAGAGAGACAAUAGCUGUAUCAUUCGAUGAACAGCGGAUGGUUCACACAUGGUUAAGGAAACUAUCGUGAAGAAGAGCAUUCAAUGCAGCUGAAAAAGGAGGGUUUGGUCAAUUGUGAACCGAUGUGAAAUAUCAAGCGAAGUACUCCGUAGAUUGGGAAUAGACUUAAAGUAAUCCCUAUUUUCAACUUGCACAAAACUCCAACAGUUGAAAGCUCUUCAUUCGUUGAUGAAUCGUAGAGAAAAAAGUUGAAACAACUUAGCUAUGGGUAUAGAGCAGCAGACAAAGCGUUUGUUAUUUUUUAUAAGAAAACAUUAAGAAAUACAACAAGCGAGGUUUUGCUACAGGACAAAUUCCCAAGAGGAUUAAAUCGUGAUCAGUACGAUGCGGAUUGACGCCCGUUUUCGAACAUAUACACUCAUAUACAACGCUUGUAGCAGACCCGUAUCCUAACAGUACUAGGUAUACAAAGCCCAGCUAGGUCCUAGGCCAUUAUCAUGUCAUUAUUCUACCAAUUCAUCAUCAUUAUACUUAAACAUUGACUGCGUUGGAUGUUUUUUUUGGAUUUAGUGCUUCUUUGCUAUUUCGAGUAUCAUCGUACAAUGGAGCAGAGUAAUCGUUUGCUCUAUAGUGUUGUGUUUGGUGCCUGCCCAGUGCCCCGAAAUGCGCUACUUAAUAUCAUCGUGUAUUUUCAUCAAUCGGACUGCGUUGCAUCAAACGUUUAACGAAGUAGUACUAAGCGGCGUGACGACGCACACCCAUACAUGCGUGUUUAAAUGUAUCCAGGCACUUUUCGCCGUUUAAGAGCACGGCACGACCGAGCAAAACAACAAGAACAAAACACAAAAAUAACAAAUCGUGGCUACCUUAUCGGUAUCAUAGGGGCUGUAGGUGUUUUUUUCCCAUAAGCAAAAAGGGAAUUAUUCGUGAAAUAUUGUAUUGUGAUAAAUGUUACAUUACUGUUGCGAAUAGUGGGGCACAUUGUUCUAAACGUUUGAUGGGGACAUGUUAGGAAUAUGUAAACAUUUGCGUGACAUUGAAUCUAGCAUAGGAAAGCAAGAGCACAGCAAGGCGUACAGGAGAAAUCAGAAAUAAAACUGUAACCUAAUGUUACGCUAGUUUCAGCAUUUUCCGGAAAGGAAGGGUAACGUUUUGAACACCCGGUAGCUUCCUCCGAGUCCUCAAGUGGAAUCCUCACUUUGCGGUUAAUAUGCAAUAGGCAUUAAGACGUCAAGCGACCCUGAUUGUAUCGUAAAGGUUUCAGCAGCAUAACGAAGACUGCGUAUUGCAAUAAUAUGCUACGUUUUAUCGAGAUGUGGGUAUGUUGCUCAUUCUAAAAGUAUCGUGAUGGUUCGUAGAACCGAAGGUAAUUGAACUGCUGCAUGGUUAGUGUUUUAAAACGUGUGUGACGAUUCGCGGCAUGUUUGGCGGGUUCGGAUGCCGAAGCUAGAGUAAGUAUCAUGCGUGUAGGUCUCAAUGACAACCCUUGAUAAAGGAGCAGAACUAGCGUUGCUCAAGGAUUUUAGUUAGUGAAAAGAAACUGUCUCGGUUAACGUUUAGUAACUUUUAAGAAGCGGAAAAUGAUUUGUUUUAUCAUUCUCAUUCCCUGUAAUCUGUAGCGCACAUUGCAACUUUACUCGCUUCAUUACAGGAUGAUCCAAAGAAACAUUCAUCAAAAGAUAUCCUACAGACAGGACCCAGAAAAAUGCAUUAUUCGCCUCAGAGAACUGCUUAUAGCAUGCGCCCGCCCAUAUUUGUGACCACAUUCCACCUCAAAUAAUCACUGGCACGUAUUUCUGGCGUAUACGUGUAAAAAUCGUAAGCGUGAACAUGUUUUCUAGUGCCACAAUGAAACCGAUCAAAAGACGCAUCCCGCCCAAUACACGAUGUAUGCCUUUUUGGGAAUCCCGUUUUACUCUGCCAAUCUGGCCACAGCCGUGAAGGACAAGGAAAUCGGGAAUGGUUUUCGAAUUAUACCGAUGGAAUCUCUGUCGUAUUUAUACAAUGUGCAACAAAACCAAAUUCUAAUGCUUUUUACCGUUUAUACAAUAAUCGUUUUGCGACCGCAUCGUUUUGCGAGCUAAAGGCUAGCGACGAUGACAGACGGACAAAAUCAAUUUAAAAAAAAACCAAUAUUCAAUGACUGAUGAGCGAAUGCGAUGGAUAAACUGAGCGUAUAACAGUUGGCAGACUUGGUGCCUAGAACUGUUGUAAAAAUGUUGACGCCUUGGUGCACGGCACCCGGAAGUGUGCUUCGGUUUUUCGUUGGAUGGCGAGCUAUCAAUUAAGGAAAGAUACAUAUGCUUGUAGGUGCUCAAUGAUGGGCACUCCAUACUUUUCGCGUGCACGCGUUUGUAUUCGUGGAUGUUGCAGUAAAGGCGAAGUAUGGAAUUGCUAGUAGAAAAAUAAAUUAAUGAUUGUGU
Messenger RNA from Anopheles darlingi, 4389 nucleotides. RefSeq names its product abhydrolase domain-containing protein 2 (gene Hydr2). The coding region runs from base 498 to 1721 and encodes 407 amino acids. Gene Ontology annotation, molecular function: monoacylglycerol lipase activity; acetylesterase activity. Lineage: Eukaryota; Metazoa; Arthropoda; Insecta; Diptera; Culicidae. Gene Ontology annotation, biological process: medium-chain fatty acid biosynthetic process; acylglycerol catabolic process; steroid hormone receptor signaling pathway. The record is from RefSeq and is a predicted model, not a curated record. The transcript has 6 exons. Gene Ontology annotation, cellular component: sperm plasma membrane; sperm flagellum.